Spodoptera littoralis (African cotton leafworm) is the source of this 1152-nucleotide messenger RNA. The record is from the annotation of a GenBank genome assembly. NCBI's taxonomy places the organism in Eukaryota, Metazoa, Arthropoda, Insecta, Lepidoptera, Noctuidae.
AUGCGACACAUACAGUGCCACCUCGAAACUAAAGAACUAUGGGACAAGUUUAACGAAUUAGGAACAGAAAUGAUCAUCACUAAGACUGGAAGACGCAUGUUCCCGACGGUGCGCGUAUCGUUCGCCGGGUGUCGCGCGGACGCGCGCUACGCCGUGCUGCUGGACGUGGUGCCGGUGGACGGCAAGCGGUACCGCUACGCGUACCACCGCUCGUCCUGGCUGGUAGCCGGCAAGGCGGACCCGCCAGCACCCGCGCGCCUCUACCCGCACCCUGACUCGCCCUUCUCCGGUGACCAGCUGCGCAAGCAGGUCGUCUCCUUUGAGAAAGUCAAGCUCACCAACAACGAAAUGGACAAAAAUGGACAGCUGGUCCUGAACUCUAUGCACAAAUACCAACCGCGCAUUCACCUGGUGCUGCGACGAGAGGGAGCUAUCAAUGCGCCCAUCACAGACUUAGAACAAGAAGAAUUCAAGACGUUCAUAUUCCCCGAGUGCGUGUUCACUGCCGUCACCGCGUAUCAGAAUCAACUCAUCACGAAACUGAAAAUCGACAGUAAUCCAUUCGCUAAGGGAUUUCGUGACUCUUCACGUCUCACCGAGUUUGAGAGAUACUAUAUCACGGGGGAGCACGAAAGAACAUCAGUCUUCCCCGACGACGCGCGCUACAGCGCCGCCAGUCAUAGGGAGACCAUGGAGUCGAUGUUGGCUGAACAACACUUCCUACGUUCACCACUGCGACCGUUUGAUCUGGACCAACAUAACAACAACUUAACGUUGGAAGAGAAGGCGAUAUUGGCAGCACGGUCACAACUGUUCCUGCGUGCAGCGUACCCGCUGUACGGUGUGCCAGCCGCGGCGCUGUGGGGACAAUGGGCGUGUCUGGCGCCACAGUUGCUGGCACAGCAGCAUCUCGCUGCCUCUGGGUCCGGCCUGCAGCUGCCGCGACCGGUGUACCCGGGUGCUUUGGGUGCGGGUGGUGCAGGCCCGCAACCGCUGGCUCAGCACCGAUUCUCUCCUUACCCUGCUCGCCGUGCCUCACCAGGGUCCUCACCAGACUCGCUGCGCGACGCCAGCCCGCACCCUUCGCCACUGCACCCGCCGCAUACCCCGCACACCCCACACGCGCCGCACCCGCCCCACAGCCCCACUUAG